AACUUGCAUAUGAACAGCGUCCCGCAGCCACACCUAUUAGUGUUUCUACAGCUCAGUAGCUCUGCCUGGCCUGUGAUCAGCCUGCUCUUCAUGGAGAGAAGAAGAAGUGUUAUUGUGUUGUUGACUGUACGUUUGUUUAUCCCAUGUGUCACUCUGUGUUGUUUUUGUCGCACUGCUUUGCUUUAUCUUGGCCAGGUCGCAGUUGUAAAUGAGAACUUGUUCUCAACUGGCCUACCUGGUUAAGUAAUGGUGAAAUAAUGUAUAGAUUUUUAAAAGUGAAAACAUGAGUAGGACAUGGAGGUGAGUUGACAUUGUUGACACUGUGCUUAGUUGUAAGCACAAAAUAUUUUUUUACAUUUCUCUAUUCAGUGAGUGAAACUUGUAGAAUGUUUGAACCCAUAUGCUGUGGUUUCAUGACUAGUUGGCCAUUUCCCCAUAGCAGGAAACAGAACUGUCUGAGCGUAAUGACAACUACACAUUCAUUUCAUGCCAAACUAUCUAGUUUACAAACAUGUCCUCACGCCAUACUCUGAGAGUUUUAACAUCUACUGGUGGGCUUCCAAUGUUGAUGAUGCUUCUUCACCUCUACAUAAGCUAUGUUGUUGCAGAAGACAUCAGAACAGUUGGACGAGUAGGAAACUCCAUAUUCCUUCACCCUAAAAUGCACUUACACGCCAAGAUCUCUGACAUAAGAUGGAAACAUGAUAAUACAGAUAUGUUAAUAGCUAGAAAUGGUACGCUUGUUAAUUUAAUGGAUAGGUGUGAGAUCUUUCUAAAUGGUUCACUGAAGUUUAAUGAAGGACUGAAAAGAGACAGUGGAAAUUAUACUGUUCAACAAUACAGUGAAAAUGGAGGCCGUUUAUCCGAGCGGCACAUUGAGCUCAAUAUUCUAGAACCUGUUUCCAAACCAAAGGUGAGAACCUCCUGUACUUUUGAUGGGAGAGUUGUUCUGACCUGCUCUGUUGAUAAAGGAGACCGAGUUGUGAUGAUCUGGACCGAGCAGCCAUUUGCCUGGACAGGGUCCAAUCAGACCCUGAGCUCAGGUCCUGUUCUAUUCCUAGACAGCCAUACGCCUGGAAACCUGACCUGUGUGGCAAUGAACGAAAUAAGUGAGGAAGGCUUCAGCCCAGUUGUCCCAACAUGCAGAGGUCACAGGUCAACUGUGGCUGCAUUUGGUCUCUUUGCAUUUGCACUGACGACACUGGCCGUCGCCAUUCUACAUUUGAAGAAGAGGCGUCAGAAAAAGAGAAAAGGUCAAAGUCAGACGGAAUAUGUGGAGGAGAACAACUACAUUGAGAUGCGUGGGGAUUUAUGCAACAAAUGGCCACAGGAGGAGACCACAAUCCACCCGAACCAAGACACCUCCCAUUACGAAUUCUGCAGACCUCUUGCACCUGCUUCCAGCCAGAGAAAGAGACGACUAUCACUGGAGUUCGAUGAUAUCUAUGUAUGAAGAACAAUGUGUUAAUGGUAUUUCAAUAGCAUUGAUUUGUUUUCCAAUGUGAAGUAUGCAACUACGCACCAUAAUUACUGAUCAUUUUUUACAAUUCAUUAUGGUGUAUUUCUGCGAUAGAUGUAUUUUUGUUGUAUAGUCGUAGAGCCUAGAGAAGCGACAUAUAGGGCAUUAUUUCACCUGUAUUUUGAUAUUGUAUCAUACCCGUACUGACUUCAUUAUCAGAUUGGACCACUAGGUGGAAGCAUUACAGUAUGAUAAAGAACCAGGGUGACGAGAGGUGAGAAGAAACAUCACAGGAUUACUGUCAUUACAUCAAUAGUUGUUUCAAAACAUAUGGACGUUGCUGGGACGACUGUAAAUUAUUCCAUUUCAAACUCUUCUAGUUAUUAUUGUCUAAUGUAUGUUUAACUUCAAAAUGUCCAGAUAAAAGACUCCUGAGUGGCA
Oncorhynchus keta (chum salmon) is the source of this 1900-nucleotide messenger RNA. Its product is annotated as T-cell surface antigen CD2-like. Bases 512 to 1453 code for a protein of 313 amino acids. The transcript has 6 exons. The record is from RefSeq and is a predicted model, not a curated record. NCBI's taxonomy places the organism in Eukaryota, Metazoa, Chordata, Actinopteri, Salmoniformes, Salmonidae.